UUAAUAUAGAAUAAAAAUUGUUAAUAACAAAAUAGUCGAAAUUUUACAGUCGGGAAUGUGUGUUCGUCGUAAAACGCUUUUCCGCCAAAAAAAUAUGUGUAUAUAUACUUAGUAUAUAUAUAUGUAUGUAUUUAUAGUGUGUACAAUAAAAAAAUAUUGAAGAGAAAUUAUAACAAUUAGAAAUACGCAAACAAAAAAAACCGCGCCUACCGAACUCGAUCUAGAGGGCCAGCGCCGCUGAUCGAGGUUGUGCGAAAAGCACCUAUAUAUGUAUGUAUGUACAUAUUUACUCUUUAUUAUGGAAUGCACGAGUGUGUGAUAUGAAAUACAUAAGCAUGUUGGAAAAUACGCUUGUGUCUACGCAACAAAACGCAUAUUGUAAAUAUACAGUGAUGGCGAAAAUGUGUGGAAACAAAAAAAAUUUUGCUUUUCUUCCGCAAAUAAUUAAGUGCAAAAUAAAUUUAUAAUAAAUAAAUAGAAAAAUACGCACACAAACAUACAGUUCAUAUUAUAAAGAAGGAGCAUUACAGUAAAAAAGAGAAAUAAAAUAAAAAACUAAGUUGGAAAUUUAGAAAUGUUGUGUGUAUGAACUUGUGGAAACGUGAACGUGAAAACAAAAAGAAAUACGAAAAUUUGCCAAGGAAAUAUAGAGUAAUGAGAAAAUAAAUUUCGAAACACGUAACCGACAGACGCGACGCUAAAGACAGUUGUGUAAAUAAGUGUGUGCGUUUGUGUAGUGCGAUUGCGACGUAGCAAUCCUUGCGCGUGCUUCCGUUUACGCCGCGUUGCGUGAAGUUCUAGCAGAUUUUCAUUUAAUUAAUUACAACAACAUACAGUCAUACCACUCGACCGGAACUACCUCAAAGAUGGCUUGUUCAUAUCGCGGAAUAAUCUGGCGAAUUGGAGUUAUUGCGCUGGGCGCACUCUUCUUCAUCGGUGGCGUUUAUUUGUUCGCAAAUUGGAUUGAUAUGUUCACGCGCAUGCGCGGUAAGGAAAUGGCGUUAAGCCCGAAAUCACCUGCUUAUGAAGGUUGGAAAGUAUCACCGUUGCCACUUAAUUUUGAUGUAUACCUCUUUAAUUGGACCAAUCCAGAAGACUUCUACGUUGGCUCGGGCAAGAAGCCACGUUUUGAGGAGUUGGGUCCAUAUCGGUUUCGUGAAAAUCCCGAUAAAGUCGAUAUUGUGUGGCAUGAACAGAAUAAUUCGGUAUCGUAUCGUAAAUAUGCGGCGUUUUAUUUCGAUGAAGCGAAUAGUAAGGGAAAACUCACCGAUCGCGUUACCUCGGUGAAUACAGUGUCGCAUGGCGCCGCUUUACAAGCCUCUAAUGGCUCAUUUUUUCAAAAGAGCAUCUUACGUAAUGUCUUAAAAAUGUAUCAUGAAGAUAUAUCAAUAACAAAAACUGCUAAUGAGUGGAUAUUUGCCGGCUAUAGUGAUCCGCUAGUAACAAUGGGUAGUUUUGUAUCAAAAUUUGCACAUGAUAUUGUCGUGCCAUUCGAUCGUGUCGGCUGGUUAUAUACGCGCAACGAUAGCUCCACAUAUGAUGGUCACUUUAAUAUUUACACUGGUCUGGAUGAUCUGCGUAAAAUGGGUCAAAUUCACGAAUGGAAUCACAAAAAUCACACCGGCAUCUAUGAGGGUGAAUGUGGUCGCGUUAGAGGUUCUAUGGGUGAAUUUUUUCCACCGAAUCUUACACCAAAAGACACUGUAGAAAUUUUUUUACAAAAUCUGUGUCGCGCCGUACCAUUGGAUUACGUUCAGACAGUGAAAGUACAUGGGAUUACGGCGUAUAAAUAUGCAGCCACCGAACGCGCACUUGAUAAUGGCACACUCUUUCCAGAAAUGAAGUGUUUUUGCGUGAAUGGUAAAUGUGAAAAAUCAGGCGUUAUGAAUUUGGGUCCAUGUCAGUAUAAUUCACCAACCUACACAUCAUUUCCACACUUUUACAAAGCGGAUCCCAGCUAUUUGGAGGCAAUUGAAGGCCUCUCACCCGAUCCAGCAAAACAUGAGUUCUACAUGACGUUAGAGCCGAACGGUGGUGUGCCCAUGGAUGUGGGCGGUGGCUUUCAAGCGAAUUAUUUGAUGUCGCCCAUAAAGGGAUUUCCGCCCUACCACAACAUUCCACGCACAUUCAUACCACUCAUGUGGGCUGAGGAACGGGUGCGCGUCACGCCAGAAAUCGCCAGUCAAAUCGCUUUGGUGCCAUUAAUAGUAACAUUGGGUCAGGUAGUUACAGGCAUUAUGUUUGCCAUUGGCGUGCUGCUUAUGUGUUGGUAUCCAACAAAAUACAUGUCACAAUUGUGUAGAGAUCCAAAGAGUAAAAAUGCCUUACUCAAUCCAAUUGUGAUUAGUACGACGCGUUCGAUAGCAUUGACGCCGCUGCGUAAGCCACAAAAAGAAGUCGUCUCACUGUUGGGCUUCAAUCAAGGUCCAGGUGGUGGUGAGAUGGUACUACAAAAUGAGGAUUCACUAAAAGAAAACUUACUACCACCACCACCAACGACAGAAUCAGCCACGGCGCCAGAUGUGAUAAACAGAUAGUAUGUGUGCUUUUAUAGGUUAUGUACAAUAAUUAUAAUUAUGAAUAAAUAUAAAAUGCUCCUUAUGUGAGCACCUGCCAUUGUUAAAUGUAACUAGGAGACCAAGAAAAACAGAGAGAUCUUAAUUAAAUACUACAAUUAUAUUUACAUUUAUUUACAUUAUUUGAUUGUAAAUAAUUAAAAAUCAAGCUCAACCUCAUCGAUAGGCAGUAAGCAAACUAGCUUAACGCCUAUACAUACAUAUGUAUGUAAGUAAAUCUUACGUAAGUGUGCUUUGAUAUUUCCAACGCUAAUUACAUAUAAAGAACAAUAUCCUUUCAAAUUAAAUUACUUAAAAAAAUAAAAAAUAAAA
Messenger RNA from Ceratitis capitata (Mediterranean fruit fly), 2888 nucleotides. RefSeq names its product protein peste. The record is from RefSeq and is a predicted model, not a curated record. The transcript is spliced from 7 exons. Gene Ontology annotation, cellular component: cytoplasm; membrane. Gene Ontology annotation, molecular function: scavenger receptor activity. Bases 867 to 2537 code for a protein of 556 amino acids. NCBI's taxonomy places the organism in Eukaryota, Metazoa, Arthropoda, Insecta, Diptera, Tephritidae.